Molecule: messenger RNA, 4317 nt
Organism: Calliphora vicina (urban bluebottle blowfly)
Lineage: Eukaryota; Metazoa; Arthropoda; Insecta; Diptera; Calliphoridae
Product: probable serine/threonine-protein kinase roco9
Exons: 1
Coding region: 185-1198 (337 amino acids)
Source: RefSeq, a predicted model, not a curated record
AUCUACAACAACUACGCAUGCUUCUACAGCUACUACUACUUCAACUACUACUAGUAAUAAUAGUACUACUCUUACUCCUUUAACAAAUUCCCCUAACUCCUCCUCCUCCCAACCAAAAGCUUCUGCAUUAACGCUACGUGUUGCUUGCAAUAAUGCUGCUGCACCAUCAACUUGUACUCAAAAUAUGACUACAGCAAACACUUCCACAUUUACCACAACUACAAAUACCACCACCACUACCAAUACAAAUACAAAUAUUAUUAAUUCUACUACUAACAACAGUAGCUUUGUUAAAUCUUUUAAUACCAAUUCAACAACUUUCACUCAUAACAUACCAACAACAUCUUCCAAUAAUGUCACUAACAUUUCUCCUCCUGUUACCAAUAAUAAUUUAAGUAUUAGUUUUAAUAAUCUAAUUAAUCAGAAUAAUAGUAAUAACAAUCAUCAGGUUUAUUACAAUGAUAACAUAAAUAAUACUACUUCAAAGCCUUUAGAAGCUGCUAAUAAUUCCCUAGCAUACAAACUAAAUUCCCAUCAUGGUAGUCUAGCGCUAAAUAUAAGACGCAAGGGGUUCUUCAAUCGUUUGACCUAUAGUAUUGAUGAGGAUGGCUAUGAGGCUACUAUGAAAACGCCAUCCCCUAACAUUGAGUUACCUCCUACUCCUGCUCCACCAUCAGCACCUGCUGCUAAUGCUAAUUCGAACAUUCAUACACAUAUUACAGCGAAUGUUAAUAAUACUUCAUUAAAUGUUACUGCUGGCAGUGGCCGCAUACAUAGUGCUGGUCUAAAUCGUCAUAUAACUUCGGUUCGCACGGGUCCAAUGACUUCGGCCCCUUUAACGGCCAUAACAAAUACUGAUACACGUCAAAAGCUGUUAAAUAAGCAAAUCAAAAUUAUAUCCGAUAUUAUGGUCGAGAGUAGCAAGUGCAGUAGUGGCGGUAUUACAAAUAAAUCAAAUGAAAAUUUAAAAUCCAACUAUGAUCAACUCAGUCAAAGAAUCUCCUCUGCUCAGGGAGAUGCUGCUGGUGGUAAUAAUGUACAUGAUGAUGAUGACGAUGAAGUUGAAUUUGUAGCUGUAACAACUGCUACCAAUAGUGCAAAUUCAAUCUGUGCCACAACUUCUUCUAACUCAUCAUCAACGUCAUGUAUGCGUCCUAAAUUAAAUUAUGAAUUUCGUUCAUAUUCGACUUGUGACUAGAGUAAAGAAAAGAGAAAAUUUAUGUUUUAAAUUUUACUUACUUUUAGUACUACUCUUUAACAAACACGACCCAACAUCUCCAAAAAAAAAAACUAAAAAAAAAUUUAUUAUUAAAUAUAAGACAAUUACAAAAUCGUUGUAAUGGAGUUUGAUUAAAAAAAAAGAAAUGAUUUUCAAAGAAAAAGUUUCUAAUUUAUAAUUAUUAAAUAUCUAAGGAAACUAAUUGAUAAUUGGUUUUUAAACUUUUUAUAUAAAAAACACCGUUUUUUAAACGCACUUUAAAUACACUUUACACACUCAUACUCGUAAUGUUUUGGAUUCUUGAGAGAAAUGUAUACUCGUUAUAGGGGGAACAGGGAAGUUAUUUAAAAAUUUUUGUUUUGCGUUUUUUUUUUUUUUAAACUGAAUGUAAUUUUAAUUUUAGUUUUAAAUUGUUGAACAAUGUUAAGUGCAAUAUUGUUUACAAAAAAAUAUUUUAAUUUUUAACAUUUUUUAUUUUAAAACUAAUUUAAUAAUGCAUCAUAUUUUGUGAUUUAUUUGUUCUAUUGCGGUGAUAAAACAACGUUGGACAUUUCAAAAAUGCUGAGGAUUUUGUGAAUUUAAUUUGUUUAAAUUCUGUUUGAAAUACCUUUUUUUUUAAAACACAGAAGCAAGUUUGUUCCUGCCUUCAAAUGAAAUAAACGAAAGAAUCCAUGUCAACAUGUACAAAACAUUGGCAUUUUCGAUUUAAUUAAAUUUUAUCUUACCUUUGAUAUAUUUCAAGAAUUCUUUAAACUUUUUGAUAUGAUAUCUUUUCAGUUUUCAAAUUAUAACGUAUUGAAAAUUUUCAUACAAAAUUUUUUUACCUUCGAUACAUUUCGGUGGCAUUCUUUGGCCGAGUGAUACAGAAGCAAGUUUGUUCCUGCCUUCAAAUGAAAUAAACGAAAGAAUCCAUGUCAACAUGUACAAAACAUUGGCAUUUUCGAUUUAAUUAAAUUUUAUCUUACCUUUGAUAUAUUUCAAGAAUUCUUUAAACUUUUUGAUAUGAUAUCUUUUCAGUUUUCAAAUUAUAACGUAUUGAAAAUUUUCAUACAAAAUUUUUUUACCUUCGAUACAUUUCGGUGGCAUUCUUUGGCCGAGUGAUACUCGGGUCGUUUCGACUAUAUUGCAGUUUCAAAAUUAUAGCGUAUUGAAAAUAUCCAUACAAUAUUCGUAUACCUUCGAUAAAUUACAAACUUUAUUAUGAAUAAGGAAGGGAAAAUACUGUAGCAAUAACAAAAAUGCUACAGUUCUCAACACCAGAACAAAAAAUAUAUGGAUCUGUUGUUGUUGUAACAGCUUUGCUGUCUCUAGAGAAAAAUACUUCCGGUUGAGACAUCUGUCACUGAGUUUACAUUCUUUGUUCGAUAAUUGUGGGAACGAUAUGGAACUGUGAUUUAAUACACUAUAAUACUGAUUUUACAGGAAAUAAUUUCCGUUUAAAGAUUUUUAUUUGUUUCCUUCUUCAAAUUACCCUGCAGUGAAUUUGUAGUGAUUUACUAUUGACAUUAUCAGUUGUUGUUGUAACUGUUCGACUGUGGUCGAUUGUACUUUCCUGAAGGAAAAAAACGUUCGGUUUAUACAGCUGUCGCUGAGUUAACAAUUUGGCCAAAUAUGUUUCGGGUCGUUCCGGAACGGAGAUCCAAUUGUCGUGGGAACGUGUCAUUGUCAGUAGUACUACUGACCAGAUGUACUGUACCCCAGCCAUUGUAAUCUUCUAUUGACAUAGAAGCUUGUCAUUGAAAAACCACCAGUAGUUAUUAAAACAAAACUCAAGUUUUUGGUAAAUAAAUUAUUUAAGAAGAUUAUUUAAGUUACAAGAACAAAUAAUUACAUACAUACUAAUAUCAAUUCAACUUAAGAAACUGUAAGUGGUUUCAUUCCGAAAAUAUUUUUGUUUUACUUUUUCUGACGAAUUAAUUCCACUAUCGAUCGGAUUGGAAUUCUGUGACAUGGAGGAAUAUUUGAAUAUAAUUCCAACGAAAUUUUCAAAUGCUUGAAUUUUUAGCAAGUUAAUGCUUAAGUACAUUUUAAUAGAACUUUUGGUACUUUUAAAAAAUUUUUUUUUAUUAGGCUUUCAUAUUUUUUAUUUCAAUUACAUAUUAUUUUUUUAACAUUUUUAAAAAAACACAAGAUUCUCAAGUUAAAUAAUUUUGAUUUAAAAAUUAAAUUUUAUUUGUUUUCUAAAGACAAAUUUACACUACUGUGAACAAAUUAUUUUUUAUCAAAAAAAAAACGGAAGAUUAUUUUUUAUCCAUUUUAAUUUACUUGUUAAUUGUUUUAGAUUAACUCCUUGUUCCUCCAAAAAAUAUUGUUACAUUUCUCCGUUAGAAUAUUUUACACAAUUUGUUUUUUUUUUUAAUAACACAUAAAAACACAAAACUAAGAAUCUCAAGUUAAAUCAUUUUUAUUUAAAUAUUAAAUUUUAUUUGUUUUCUAAAAACAAAUUAUGCACUGUGAACAAUUUCUUUUAAAAAAAAUUAAAAAUUAAUUUUUGUUUUACGAAAACAAAAUUUACACUGUGAACGAAAUUAUAUCAAAAUUUAUUUAAAAUUUUUGUUUUUAUUAUUAUUUCAAACUCAAUAUAAUCUGUGUUUUGGCUGUGAAACAGAUUAAAUUUAAUUUAAAAAAAGAAAUAUGUAUAAAAAAAAUAAUAAAACAAACAAAAAUAAUAUUUAAAUCAUACAAGUAUUUAUAAAAUACUUAAAAAGUAAAGAAGAUAGAAAACGAUUAACAAAUUUAAACGUAAAUUAUGCAUUCCUUAAACUUAAACCAAAGAGAAGACUAUUUCAUAAAUGUAUUUUUAUGUAUAAUGAUGAUGAUCGAUUGAUUGAUUGUACUUAAUAAUUAUUAACACACAAAAAACCUAUAACUACCUACAAAACUACUACAACAACUUUUUAUGUAUUUCAUUAAUUUUAUGUAUUAUUAUUAUAUUAUUUUGUGAUCACCAGUUAUAACCAAAAAAAAAAAGUUAAGAAAAAGUAAAUCUCAUGAUUUUUUAAAAAAAAAUAUAUUUCUACCUGUAUAAAAGGUAUUUAAAAAAUACUUUAGAAACACUUGGUAAUAAAACAAAAAUAAAAAUCAUAUAUAAUAGAAAA